Molecule: messenger RNA, 978 nt
Organism: Microsporum canis CBS 113480
Lineage: Eukaryota; Fungi; Ascomycota; Eurotiomycetes; Onygenales; Arthrodermataceae
Product: sterol desaturase
Exons: 2
Coding region: 1-978 (325 amino acids)
Biological process (GO): ergosterol biosynthetic process
Molecular function (GO): C-4 methylsterol oxidase activity; iron ion binding
Source: RefSeq, a predicted model, not a curated record
AUGGGCGCAUUUCUCUCAAUACCAGUGCUCUCAUUUCUACUGAUACCGUCCAUGUCUUCGUACGGAACCAGCCUCAACCUGAUCUUUUUCUACCUCACCUGGACCACUCUCGUCCUAUCCCAUGGGCCAUUGAAAGUCGAGCUGGUGGGAACAACGGCCGUCCGACUAAUAUUCUACUUUAUCCCCUCUGUUCUCUUCUUCCUUUUCGAUAUUCUGAUACCUUCUGCCUCGGUCGUGUUGAAAGUGUAUGGCAAAGAUGGUUUGCCGCAAGGGAAGAAGAAGAAACACGGGAGUUCGGAGCUCAAAGUGGCGGCUUGGUCGAUCUGCAACCUGCUCUUGGGAAUAGCAGUGCAGGGACUCGUUGAAUUCUUCUUGACGAGGGUGCUGGGAGUGAAGAGCCGGUUGAGGGUGACGACGAAGCUUCCCCUGCCGUGGGAUAUUGUCAAGGGAGUAGGAAGGGCGUUGAUAUUUCGAGAGAUCCUGCAGUAUAUCGUUCAUCGCUAUGCCCUGCAUUCAUGGACUCCCUUUCAGCGCCUCCAUAAUGACUGGUACCAUUCGACGCACACUCCCUACCCCUUGACGGCCCACUACGACCAUCCUAUUGCAUAUUUACUUUUGCGUUUUCUCCCUACAUUCUUACCGGCCGCAGCGUUCAGAAGUCACCUCUUGACCUACAUGCUCUAUCUCAGCAUAGUCUCUUUGGAGGAGACCUUCGCGUAUUCGGGAUAUAAACCGAUGCCAACCAGCUUCUUUAUCGGUGGUAUAGCAAGACGCGUAGACCUACAUCUGUCGCAUGGAGGACAUGGAAACUAUGCACCUUGGGGGAUCAUGGAUUGGAUGUUUGGAACAUUGAUUGGAGAUGAACUGGAAGAUGAACCAUUAGAGUCUGACGCUCAACGCGUCGCGGAAAGGCUCGUUGAGAACAGGCCCAAGAGAGGCCACGGGAGGACUCGCAGGACGAGAGAAACUGUACAUUAA